Molecule: messenger RNA, 1447 nt
Organism: Schistosoma intercalatum
Lineage: Eukaryota; Metazoa; Platyhelminthes; Trematoda; Strigeidida; Schistosomatidae
Source: the annotation of a GenBank genome assembly
UUUUUCUCUCGCAGAUUAGGGAGGGUUUUCCAAACCUGUGUGAGUUGUUAAAGUGUUGGCAGUUUGCGCGUCUAUCGAUUAAAGUCGCUGUUGGAUGGUCUUUACCACGAAUAACGGAAUUCAUUCUCAAUCUUUAUCAUGAAGCUGGAUCAAACAAGUGAUGAGUCGUCGAAUAAGUUCCUGUCGAAGGUUUGUCGCCCAGUCACUGUGAUGCACCAAACCAUAAUUGAUAAGCUCUAUCCGUAUAGGAUAACUAGAUGGCUAUUUGCACUGCUGUUAUUUGCUAUUUACGUGCUCCGGAUAGCAUCUAUCCAGGGCUUCCAUAUCGUUAGCUAUACUCUCGCAAUAUAUUUAUUAAGUUUAUUCAUAUCAUUUAUUUCUCCAAAAGUAGAUCCUGCUGCUGCAGAUUAUUCGGAUGAAAUCCCUACACUUCCACGAACUGUAGGUGAAGAGUUCAGACCUUUUAUACCAAGAUUACUUGAAUCAAAAUUCUGGCUCUCCACCGUCCGUGCCGUUGCAAUCAGUAUAUUUUGCACAUAUCUUCCAUUCUUGGAUAUUCCAGUAUUUUGGCCGAUACUAGUAAUGUAUUUUAUAAUGUUGUUUGCUAUUAUGAUGAAGAAGCAAAUUAAGCAUAUGAUCAAAUAUCGCUACGUUCCAUUUACUUAUGGGAAACCGAGACCUGUCGGAUCAAACAAUAAGGAACAAGCAUCUCCUGUGAUUAACUCAUGACAUAUAAUUAUAAAUAAGUUGUCUUCUUAUCUCUCUAAAUCACUGUGCUUCUUAAUCUUUUGUUCAUUUUCGGUAUUUGUACAUAGUUGUUAUGAUCUUAUCUUUGCCUGUAUAUGGAGUUUUGAUUGUAUUUUUAUGCUUUAAAAGAGGAUGUUGAUUACUGAAAACUAAAUUGUCUUUGUUCUAAAUCACGUAGUUUGUAUAUUUCUUUUUGUCGUUGAAAAAUCUCUUGUUCUUUUCUUGAAUAAAUUUUAAAGCACAAAUUCAGAUAUUUUCAUUGUACAUAGGUAUGUACGGUAACUUCGGGAACUGAAAUUGUGAUAUCUUUGUUUUACACAUUUCAAGAUACUUUACUCCUAUCUUUUAAAUACCCUCUAUUUAUUGCAAUAUACUUGUUCCAUCUCUUCCUCUAUUGUUCUAAGCAUCUUUUUGCGAUCCUCAAAAGUCAAACCCUUCCAGCUAUCUCCUUUUGUUUUAUUUUCUUUACAUCGUUUUCAUUCCCCCGUUUUCACAGUCGUCUUGGAUUUCAGGAAUAAAAGCCCUAAGUCUAGUGAAUAGAGUGAUCGAAAUAUGUGAUGGGAACUUACGGUCAGUCACUGCUGAUUGUCCCGACAAGUGGCCGUAUUACUGGUGUCCAUCAGGGUCAGAUAAAUUACGAAUAUUUUUCUUAGCAUUUCACUUCCUGCUUUCCGUUCCUUGUCUUGUGACUUCAGUUUGA